AAUGUAGUAUAGAUGAUGAAUGUAGAUGUAAUGAUUAACCUAUUUUUACAAGAAGGUAAAAGGUGAAAUGUUUCAUUGCCUAUAUGUCGAGAAAGUUAUUGCGAGAAAAUGACUAGAGCAUGACUUGUUAAGUUGCUGAGUAAUGGCCGUCCCUGGAACGUUUUGGUUUUACUGACCGUAGACGGGCGACUUAGUCUCUGCAGCGUUCAUUUGCAAAAUGGCUGACCACAAGGAAAGGGAUUCAUAUUAUUCGCAAACGGAUUUACGAUCGAAAAAUGAUGAUCCACCGAAUUCACGUUUAUUCGUUAUAUGCCACAAAAGUUUAGAAGAAGAUGAUCUCAGGAAAGCUUUCGAAACAUUUGGAAAAAUCGAAGAUAUUUGGGUAGUUAAAGACCGGAAUACAGGCGAAAAUAAAGGAGUUACAUACAUUAAGUUUUCGAAAACAUCAGAGGCAGCUUUUGCUCUUGAAGAAAUGAAUGGAAAAAUGUUGGGUUCAGUUGGGAGACCUAUCAAAGUAAUGAUUGCUUCGAAUCGAGAUCAGGGCUCUGUGAGAGAAACUAACGAAGAAGAAAGGUGGGUUCGUCUGUUUUGCGUAUUACCAAAGUCUAUGACAGACAAUGAACUUCAACAAGAAUUUUCCAAAUUUGGACCUAUUGAAUACGCGACUGUGGUCAAAGAUAGAAAUACAAAUGAAUCAAAAGGUUUUGGUUAUGUGAAAUUUAAAAAAGUAUCAAGUGCCGCGAGUGCAUUUGAAGAAUGCGAUAGAAAAUACAGAGCUGUAUUUGCAGAACCUAAAAAACCAAAACCUGAACACAUCGAUGUAAAAUAUAAUAAUGAACUAUCUUCUCAUUACGAUGGCAUUGGCGGAGGUUAUAGUUCAUCUAAUUUUGGAAAGAGUAGUAUUAGUUUAGAAAUUGCUACGAAUUAUCCUAAUUCUGAAGGAUAUACGCACUUGCAAGUAAUUGCUCAUCCAGCAUUAAAUCAAGAUCAAUUAUGGAAAUUGUUCGAUAUCGUACCUGGCUUAGAUUAUUGUCAUUUAAAGAAUGAUGUCAGAUAUAGAAUGCCAAGGGGUCAGGCAGUUGUAGUGUACUCAAAUCCUAGCGCAGCAGCGUAUGCAAGAGAAAAAUUUCAUGGUUUUGAAUAUCCUCCUGGUCACAGAAUGAUAGUUAAACCAGAUUUGUCUAGUGUGCCUCCAAAAAGUGUUGUAAAACCUGGAAGUUCUACUGGCGGAAUAGCUAAUGCUAGGACAGAUUUAGCUCAUUUGGCAGAAACAAUUGCUCAAGCUACAUCUUUAAUUCAAGCUGCAGGACUAACUGCACCAAGUCUAGAACAUUCAAUGUGUGAUAAGUUACCACCUGCACAACCAAUGGCUAGUAUAGACGCAGAGGUUGCUAAAAGAUGCUUCAUUGUAUGUGGGCCUCCGGUACCACCUAUAUAUGCCAUGAAGGAUGCUUUCUGCAGGUUUGGAAACCUUAUAGACGUUUAUAUGCUGCCAGGGAAAAAUUGUGGUUACGCAAAGUAUGCUAGCGUAGAAAGCGCGAAUGAAGCAAUCGAGGUUCUGCACGGACAAGAAAUUUGUGGUUCUCGACUGAAAGUGCUAGAAGCUGAAGAGCGUAACGUCGGUGAAGAUCGUAGAAAACGACUACGAAUGGAUGAAGAUGAAAAUUAAAUAUUUUUGUAUACCUCACUGACUGGUAUACACAAGCUGGACGCACGCAAUAAAAGAGACGAAUUUUAAGACUCACUUGACCACGUCGGGCCCGCAUCCAAGGAAACUACUCCAACUACCUACUUUUAACUAUCGCUUACGUUCGCGAUUUCAACGUUACUGAAACUUUAACGAUACUUUACUUUAUCCUUACAUAUCGUUACACAUACACCUGACUUCCUGAUUUUAUUAUUUUAAGAGGCCUGUGCGAAAAGUAAUCUUAAAGAUUCGAUUUAGGAAUAUGUAGAACACACAAAACUAGAUAAAUUUGAAACUUCUUCCUUUAGCAUAAAGAAGUUAUAUGACGCAAUAUACUUGAGGCGUUCACUGUUGUUAUAUUAAUAUACUACAGGUAUUAGACCAGAGGUAAGAGGAUUUCUAUAUAUCUAUACUUUUAUAUCAAAAUCAUAUUCAGAUGAAAGUUUUUCCCGCUAAAUUCUUGAAAAAAGAUAUAUCCUCUAUAGAUUACGAGAAGUGAGAAAAUUUAAAGGAGAAAACAGAAGAUGUUUCUCAAAAUUUUAUGUUCUUGUUUGCGAACAGAAAAUAGUAGUUAUUUUUUAACUGUUCGCGCAGGCUUUGAAACACAACCUGUACUUUAGAGUUAAUAAA
This is a messenger RNA of Colletes gigas, 2317 nucleotides long. RefSeq names its product RNA-binding protein 45. The record is from RefSeq and is a predicted model, not a curated record. The transcript has 7 exons. NCBI's taxonomy places the organism in Eukaryota, Metazoa, Arthropoda, Insecta, Hymenoptera, Colletidae. Gene Ontology annotation, molecular function: RNA binding. The coding region runs from base 218 to 1669 and encodes 483 amino acids.